This is a messenger RNA of Salarias fasciatus (jewelled blenny), 1390 nucleotides long. Its product is annotated as transmembrane O-methyltransferase homolog. Gene Ontology annotation, biological process: catecholamine catabolic process; dopamine metabolic process; developmental process. Gene Ontology annotation, molecular function: catechol O-methyltransferase activity. The coding region runs from base 298 to 1086 and encodes 262 amino acids. The record is from RefSeq and is a predicted model, not a curated record. Lineage: Eukaryota; Metazoa; Chordata; Actinopteri; Blenniiformes; Blenniidae. The transcript has 4 exons.
CUCUCUUCUACUUCCUGGACACCAGGUUCAUCUGUGUGUUUUUUGUGUGUGUGUGUUGAGUGUGUGUGUUUAAUUCAAAAGUCGUCCACACACACACACACACACAUGUGUGUGUGCUGAGAUGUGCCUGUCAGCCUGUCAGAGGCGGUGCUGCUGACUGUGACACACUCCAGCUGUGUGUGACAGGACUGAGGGCUGCAGAGCAGGACCUGAAACCAGAAAGAGAAUCAUCUGAACAGAGCCGACUGAUGUGAGUUUUUCUCAACCAGUUGGAGCGUUCCUCUGUCAGGUGUGGCCAUGUGGCUGCUGGCGGCGUCCGCCUCGCUGCUCCCCGCCGUCCUCCUCCUGUCCAGUCGGUACCGGGGGGAGGCGGCGGCGCUGUGGCGCCGGGCGGCGGCCUGGCUGCUGGGCCUGCUGAGAGGCAGAGUGUGUGUGAGGAGCACCCAUGCCUUCGUCUUCACCAACUGCACACACGGAAAAGUCCACAGCGUCCUGGAGACCUUUGACCUUUACACCAAGACACACCCGUCUGCGUCCGUCGGCCCUCAGAUCGGUGAGCUGCUGGAUGAGGUGGUGGGCCGACUGCGCCCCCUGCUGGUGCUGGAGCUGGGCAUGCACUGCGCCUACAGCUCAGUGCGCCUCCUCAGACUGAUGCCCCCUGCUGGCAGGCUCAUCACAGUGGAGCUGGACCCUGUCACUGCAGACCUGGGGGAGGAAAUCAUCCUGGUCUCUGGUUUUAAACACUCCCAGUUCCAGGUGUUGGCGUGCAGCUCGGCGGAGGCCAUCUCCAACAUGCCUUCACACCUGGAGCCCCACGAGAAGACCGGCGCCGGCUUCAGUCUGGUGCUGAUGGAUCACGACCCGGAGCAGUACCUACCGGACCUGCUGAGCCUGGAGAGACAGCAGCUCCUCUGCCCGUCCGGCUGCUCGCUGCUGCUCGUCAAGAGGGACCAGAGGUCUGCAGGACUGGGACGGGUCCUGGACCACAUCAGAGGACAGGCAGACCGCUACAGCGUCACCAGAGACCUGCAGGUCCUCACGGAGGUCUUUUACAGAACGGACGGACUGACAGCAAGGUCCACAUGAGAUGGUGUGGUGGUGCAGUGGUUAGUCUGUGAAAAUCCCGCUGUUGGAGUCCGGUCAGGCCUCUUUCUGUGUGGAGUUUGCACGUUGUUUUGUUCCAGGUGGGACCUUCCUUCACAUAAUCAGCUGAGCUCCUACAUUCAAUAAAACAGUGUGAAAGAUGGUUAAUAUUGAUUAAAAGAAGAUACACUUGAUUGAAAUAAAUCCAGCUCCACACUGCAGAGCAGAGCUCCAGUCCUGUUUACUCCUGCUGAAACCUGAGAACUGCUCACACACUCACCUCACCUCACAACAAAGAGACAAAGAG